Messenger RNA from Colletotrichum truncatum, 534 nucleotides. RefSeq names its product ER-golgi snare complex subunit. The record is from RefSeq and is a predicted model, not a curated record. Gene Ontology annotation, biological process: endoplasmic reticulum to Golgi vesicle-mediated transport. NCBI's taxonomy places the organism in Eukaryota, Fungi, Ascomycota, Sordariomycetes, Glomerellales, Glomerellaceae.
AUGGCUUCAAGAUUCGGCGCCUCCUCGCUCCACCAGCGCGACUCCCGCAGCGCCCUGUUCGAGGGCUACACCGGGGACAAUUCAAGGCGGCCCGUCAGUGCCUCGCCCUCGCGCCUCGGCGGUGGGUAUGGCUACGGCUAUGCCGGCGGCAGCGCCUCCCCCGCCCCCAUGGGGAGCCACCUCGGCGUCGACAACGGCACCCGGGGGUUCCGACCCGCGACGCCCAACUCACGUGGCCAGUACAGUGACGCAGUGCUCAACGAGCUCGAGAGCCAGAACGAUGCACAGGUGGAGGGUAUCAUGGGCAAGGUCAAGAUCUUGAAGGACAUGACGGUAGCCAUUGGCGAUGAGAUCCGCGAGUCCUCCGCCCUCGCCGAGAAAAUGAACGACACCUUCGACUCAACGCGGCUGCGUCUGCGCGGUACCAUGAACCGUAUGUUACUGAUGGCUCAGCGCACCGGCGUCGGCUGGAAGGUCUGGCUCGGUUUCUUCGCCGCCGUGUGUUUCCUCUUCAUUUACGUCUGGCUAUUUUAA